Messenger RNA from Malaya genurostris, 1678 nucleotides. Its product is annotated as GTP-binding protein Di-Ras1. The record is from RefSeq and is a predicted model, not a curated record. NCBI's taxonomy places the organism in Eukaryota, Metazoa, Arthropoda, Insecta, Diptera, Culicidae. The transcript has 7 exons. The coding region runs from base 556 to 1365 and encodes 269 amino acids. Gene Ontology annotation, molecular function: GTPase activity; GTP binding.
AUACCUAAUAUGACAUCCCCAGGUGCCUUUGGAGUUGAACCAGACCGCGAGAUAUUUAAAUGUGAAGACCUGAGCAAUUGUUUCACCCCUCAAUUGAUGUUGUAAUUAUGCUGGUUCUCGCUUCCUCGAAAAUGAGGGGUUUAUCAAUUGAGGGGGAAAGGACUCCACCCUAGCUCAUAAUAAGGUGAAGGAGACGCUUUCCAAAUAUACACUAGCGAGAAGGAUAGAGAGAACAAAUACUACAAUAAUACUUAGCUUGGUAUAACACUGGUUCACUUCAAGGUCAGCAAAAUGAUCGUCUCUGCUGCUGGUGUGCAGAAAGCUUCUCAAGGAUGACUACAUAUUGAUUGUACACGUUUAGGUCUUUCGUUGACUUUUGUGUAAUAAGCUUGAUAUUAUAAAGGAAAGAUAAAGAACAUACGACUGAAAAGUCAUGAUUUUGCUGAAUGCUUACGAAUCGGCCUUAGAUAUCGUGCUUUGAUUGAUAGGGGAAAUUGAAUUAGAUAGAGCAUUACAAGAGAUAUCUGCAUAUGUUGCAGACAGGAAGCAAUCUAAAUGAAAAUGACUGAUUUUGAACGAAUACGACUGGUCAUCCUUGGUGGAGCCGGUGUUGGAAAAAGUUGUAUCAUCAAACGUUUUCUCUUCAAAACUUACUCAGAUAAGUACAGACCAACAGUGGAGGAUCUUUACAAUCGUGAAUACGACCUGGGCCCUGUGACACUUAAGGUUGACAUACUCGACACAUCUGGGGAGAUGCAAUUUCCGGCAAUGAGAAGACUCUCAAUUGCUACCGCCCACGCCUUUCUAUUAGUGUUUGCAACCACGUCGGAGCUAAGUCUAGGGUGUGUGAAGCAAUGCUUUGAGGAAAUUCGAGAGCAACGAGCUGAUUUUCAGGAUAUCCCCAUGGUGAUUGUAGGAAAUAAAACUGACCUCAGCAACACGCAUCGGGAAGUCCGCAUUGAGGAUGUUUCGGAGUGGGUGUUCUGUGAGCUCCCCAAACUUAAAGUGAAAGUUAUGGAAUGCUCCGCCAAAGAUGAUGUGAACAUUACCGAUAUAUUCAAAACAUUUGUCUCACUAUCUCGUAUAAUACCAGCCAACGGAAAUAACGACUCAUCUUCAGGUCUGAAAAGGAGAUCAUCUGCUUAUGUCAGUGCUAGUAGUAAAGCAAAAUCUAGAAUCGGUAGUCCGUCCAUUGGUUGUGAAAAAAUGAAGGAAACAUCUUAUCUAGCCGCUGGUUGUAGCGAAGCUUCAACUAGCGACUCAAAGUCUAAGCCCCGAUCCAGAUCACUAAUCCGGAGAUCAUCUAGAAAAACCAAACAGCAAAUUCAAAAUGCGUCCGGUGCAGAAGACUGUAACGUACAGUAAACACAUUAUCUGAGGUCAACGCAAUAAACAUUAAUCCCAUUUUCCGUACAUGACGAAUUACGUAGUUGAAUAGUAGCAUUAACGUGAGCUGAGUGUCUCAUUUAUAAUAAAUUUUGUUUUUUCGACCGAGGGAAGUACUUUACGAAGAUUAUUGUGAAUGAUUCAAUAAUCGGUGUGAAAGAAUUGUGAUCCAUAAAAAAUUAUAUUAAUUAGAAGUGAAGUAUUAAAAAUCCUACGAAGGAUUUACCAACCAAUUAGCAUACGCAACCAAAAAGAGAAUAAACAAGCAACAUGAUGAGUUGUACAUACUAAA